AUGGAGAAAGCAGGAAUCAUCCAAUGGUUAAAUCUUAUAGUCUGUGUACUGCUACUGCUUGAGGCAGAGGGAUCUUUGGUUCCAUUGACUUUGGUCGAGAAUGCAAUAUCACAAGGAGCUGUUUGUUUGGAUGGAAGUCCCCCAGCUUACCACUUUGAUAAGGGAGUUGGAGAAGGGAUUAACAGCUGGAUUGUUCACAUGGAGGGAGGAGGAUGGUGCAAAGAUGUCAACGAUUGCCUUGGGCGUAAGAAAAGUCGCUUAGGUUCAUCUAAUCAAAUGGUUGAGGACAUUUACUUUAGUGGAAUUUUAAACAACGACCGACAGUAUAAUCCAGAUUUCUACAAUUGGAAUAGAGUCCUGGUUAGGUACUGUGAUGGGUCAUCCUUUACUGGUGAUGUGGAGGAAGUUGAUCCAACAAACAAUUUGUACUUUAGAGGAGCAAGGAUUUUUUCAGCUGUAAUGGAAGAUUUACUAGCACAAGGAUUGGAAAAGGCUGAAAAUGCUAUUCUAACUGGCUGUUCAGCUGGAGGAUUGACUACUAUAUUACAGUGUGAUAAUUUUAAAUCUCUGUUGCCUUCUGGAGCUAAUGUAAAAUGUGUUCCAGAUGCCGGUUAUUUUAUCAAUGCCAAGGAUAUCUCAGGAGCACAUUUCAUUGAAGAGUUCUACAGUAAAGUUGUUUCGACACACGGAUCAGCAAAGAAUUUGCCCGCAGCCUGCAUUUCCAAACUCACCCCAGGACUAUGCUUUUUCCCAGAAAAUGUGGUAUCACAUAUCAGUACUCCAAUCUUCGUAGUAAAUUCAGCCUAUGACUCAUGGCAGAUCCAGAACAUCUUGGCACCUGGUGCUGCUGAUCCCAGUGACAAAUGGCAUAGCUGCAAGCUUGAUUUAAGAAGCUGCUCAUCUGAUCAACUACGUAUACUGCAAGAUUUCAAGGAAGAAUUUGAAAAGGCAGUGAGUGUGGUUGGAGACUCUCCAUCUAAAGGAAUGUUUAUAGACGCUUGCUUCACCCACUGUCAAACAUUAUCAACGGAGACAUGGUUUAAAGCUGACUCACCACAUCUUGCCAAUACAACAAUUGGUAAGGCAGUAGGGGACUGGUUUUAUGAUCGGAGCCCUUUCAGCCAUGUAGAUUGCAAUUAUCCUUGCAACCCCACUUGUCAGAACAGUGUUUCUGAUCUAAAAGACCACCCUGGAAUAUAG
Molecule: messenger RNA, 1200 nt
Organism: Sphenostylis stenocarpa
Lineage: Eukaryota; Viridiplantae; Streptophyta; Magnoliopsida; Fabales; Fabaceae
Source: the annotation of a GenBank genome assembly